AGACACUGUCCUCUAUGUCCACCGCAAUCCAGGUCGAACGAUAUUGGCCGGGUUUCAGCCGUGUCAAGAACCUCGUUAUAUUCGGCGACUCCUAUUCUGCGGUCGGAUACAACUCAGACAGUCCGUACCCCAGUACAGACAACCCGCUCGGCGUGCCAUUCUCGGGCACUAUUACUUGGACGGAACCGAAAACACCAAACUGGGUCGGGCAUCUCAUCACCGAGCACGCACGGGGUCAACUCUUGGUCUACGACUACGCGCAAGGCGGAGAUAACGUCAGCGGCGUUCGCACGAAAGUGUACCGGGAAUUCUUGAAGACCGUUGCAAAGAAACCGGAAUGGGCGCGUUGGUCGGAAGCCGACUCCCUCUUCGUAACUUGGGUCGGCAUCAAUGACUGCGCAUUCGCCACUGAACGUACAGUGCCAAAGUACGUGGACAGCUUAUUCGAUCUUCAAGAAGACCUCUACAAUGCUGGAGCACGCAAUUUUCUAUACAUUGACGUUCCGCCGCUUCACAGAUCUCCAGCUGGCAAGCGACCCACGUCUCUAGAUUCGGCAAAAAUGGCUCCCAACGAGCGCUGGAACAUUGAACUGAAGAGAGCGGCCAAGGACUUCGCAUCACGCCAUAAAGACUCCACUGUCCUGAUCUAUUCCUCUUGGGACACGUUUUCCCGCAUCAUGGAUGAUCCUGUUGCAUUCGGCUUCCAGCCAGGUGACGUUCGCAAACGAGGAAGUUCCAUGUGGGUCGAUCGCCUCCAUCCCACCAGUAAAAUGCACAACGUUGUCGCUCGUCAUCUUGCAGAAUUUCUGGCUAGCGUGCCUCCGUGGACUGGGACUGAUGAAUUGACCGAAGAAUUGACCGAAGAAGUCAACGCAACCAAGACGACUUCGAAUAUCCCGCAUUCCGCCCAGAGAAAUACAUGA
Messenger RNA from Laetiporus sulphureus 93-53, 923 nucleotides. Its product is annotated as carbohydrate esterase family 16 protein. Gene Ontology annotation, molecular function: hydrolase activity, acting on ester bonds. NCBI's taxonomy places the organism in Eukaryota, Fungi, Basidiomycota, Agaricomycetes, Polyporales, Laetiporaceae. The transcript has 5 exons. Bases 15 to 923 code for a protein of 302 amino acids. The record is from RefSeq and is a predicted model, not a curated record.